CGUCGGCCGGCGGUGAAAGCUUACACUUCCUCCCGCCGCCAGCUCAGUCAACUCGAGGGCUGUAAGGGUAAAUUUCUUCCAGAUUUUCCGAUACAGUGCUUUUAGGUAACCAACUCUUCUAGUUGUCGUCUUCUUCUUUUUUUCCUUGUUUCGGUAAUGUACUGCGUUUGACUCUGUCUGCUGCAGCCGUUUGUCGAAUAACGGCAAAUCCCAUUCCUUUUUCCCUUUCUCUAUCUUACUUACCUGUCCACCGGUGAGCUACGGGAAUUCCUACUUUACCCUCGCUGUCUUCUCUCUCUGACUCUCUCUCUUUCAAAUCCAUUCCCACCAAUUGGUGCUGCACUCUGCUCUUUCCCCCAUCCCUCAUUCCCCAAUCAAUCCUGCCUCUAAUCCUCAGCCCCAUGUCGCCGUUCCGUGACACACCCGCCGCCUCCUGCAACGGAGUGUUUCACGGCGACGGCGGCGAGGACAAGCGGUUUUGUCUUGAUCCACAGUGCUCGCAUUCCGCGAGAUGCGAUCAUGCUUCUUCUGGCUCUGACUCUGCCUCCGCUUCAUCUUCUCUGUUUGCUAAGUUAGAUUUAGCUGAUUUGAACGAUUCGGAGAAGCUCCGGAGAGUAAUUAUUGCUUCUGUAAAAGGCUUCUCUAUCGGCGCCGGAUUGAAAGGCGGCCUCGCUCUCUUCUCCAUUCUCGCUCGCCUCCGCCGCACCAGGAAGCCUCAGGAGUUCACCAACAGUGAAGCCAUAGCUCUAGCAGUCAAGGAGACGCUGAGAUACGGAUUGUUCCUCGGAACUUUCGCCGGCACGUUUGCGUCCGUCGACGAGAUUAUAGCCACUCUGGGAGGUCACCGGAGGACUGGGAAAUGGAGAGCUCUUGUAGCAGGAUUGGUUGCAGGGCCUUCCAUGCUACUUACGGGGCCCAACACUCAGCAUACCAGCUUGGCGAUUUACAUAUUGAUGCGUGCUGCUGUGUUGGCUUCCCGCUGUGGGAUCAAGAGCAAGCGGUUUGGCAAAAUCUGCAAGCCUCUUACUUGGAAGCACGGCGACAUAUUUCUAAUGUGUCUCUCCUCUUCGCAAAUCUUGUCGGCUUACAUAUUGAAGCAAGAAAGUCUUCCUCGUUCGUACAAGUCCUUUCUGAACAACCAUGGCGGGAAGGACGUUGCUAUUUUGCAAGGAGUCAAAGCUAUUGCGAGUGGCUUGCCUUUCUCAAAUUUGGAUGCGAUAGAGAGACACUACAGCUCCAAAGGAGUCGAUAUCAAGUUGGAUCCCCAAAUGAAAAUCCCAUGCUCGAUCAUACAUGGGAAUCAGUCCUGUAGUGCUCAUGUAGCUUCUUUUUUUAUUGAAGCCUACAAACGAGCAUUGCCAGUUUAUCUUCCUGUUUAUUUGAUUCCUGCAUUGAUAGUUCACCGCCAAGAUCUCUUAAAAAGGCCUUCCAGUAUACUGGGGAAGGGUCUUUUGGGAACUGCGAGAUCAAGCUUGUUUCUGUCUGCAUAUUGCUCCUCUGCUUGGAUGUGGACGUGCAUCCUCUUCAGAAUCUUCAAGAGAUGCAACGUUCCAAUGGUGGCAAUGGGAACGUUCCCGACAGGGCUGGCAUUGGGGAUCGAGAAGAAGAGCAGGCGGAUCGAGAUAUCGCUCUACUGCCUGGCUCGGGCAAUAGAGAGCUUCUUCACGUGCAUGGCGGACGUAGGGUACCUCCCGCAGUUCACCAAGCUGAAGAGAGCAGACGUGGUGGUGUUCAGCGUCUCGACGGCGGUAAUCAUGCAUUGCUACGCGCAGGAGAGGGAAGUUUUCAGGUCGAAGUACCUCAAUGUGCUUGACUGGGUGUUUGGCGUUCCCCCUCCUCCGGCGGAAAGCCCUCGAUACUGCAAACGAAAAUGAAAGUAAACCUCCUUUUCCUUACUUCAUCAGAACCCCCCUUUAGGGUUUGAGGGGUUUCAAUAUUCUUUUCAGAAAUAGGAACACCCAUGUACAACAUUGUAGACUUUUCUUCACAGGCAAUAGGUUCGGACAAGGAUUGGCAUAGCCAGAUACGAACCUGAGACUUUCGGGUCGAAAUCAACUGCUUUAUUAUUCAAGUAAAGAUAUUUGGCUAGUUCGGAAAAGUUAUUUGUGUUCAUAAGACACCUUUGUGAACACUCACUCACGUGAGUUUAAAGUCGGUUGGAUUUGGUGUAGACGAUUUGUUACCAUUGAAUUGAUACGGUGAUAAUGUGAGCAUCAUGAUCGAUCGAGUUGUAGCUAGUUAAUAGUGAACUUUUGUUAGUUAGGGCAAAAUGGAAGGAAAAGUUGGCGAUUCAGGUCGCUGAGUUUGGAAGAAAGAAUGGUUACCAAAACAGUAGUCUUUGCCGGCUGUGGGGAGCUUUUGGGGCAAUCGGCAAAGGAGCGGGAAGGGGAUGAGUUAGCUUGGUUACUUAAUUUUUAGUAAUCACGGUGGCUACUUUAAUCUACACCAUUCAUUAUUUCUUUUUCACGCUAAUUUUAAAUUAACGAUGAAGAUUAUAUUAGGGUAAUUUUGGAAUUGAAAAAUAUACCACACCUGAUUACUCUAUAAAUUAUAUCCAAACCCUAACCUAUUACAACCCGCCGCCGUAACCUCCCGCGACCCUCAUCCCUCCCGAGAACUUCCUCCACCGCCGGCCGCCUCCCCUCCACCGCCCUCCUCCCUUCCCCUCCUCUCUUGUAAAGCGGCCGACCUCCCCUCCCAUCUCACCCCACCCCCUCCCCCUGCCGACCCACCCCUCCCCCCGGCGACCCCUCCGCAGCCCUCCCCCCGGCGACCCAUCCCUCUCCCCCGACCCCAUCACAAUCGCAAAUGGUAACUCUGCAUAAACGACCCAUCUCUCUCUCUCUCUCUCUCUCUCUCUGCUCUCUGCUCUCUCUCUCUCUCUCUAUACCAUCACAGCAUACAUACCAAAUAGACAUAUUGGUGGUAUUUUUCGUUUAUGGAUUCAAUGUGCAGUGGUAUAGAUUGUUUAUAUUGGUAGUUUUCGUGUAAUGGUAUAUAUUUAUUUCUGCAAUGGUAUUGAUUGUUUAUGGUAUAGAUUAUUUAUAUUGGUAGUUUUUGUGUAAUAGUAUAGAUUUAUUUGUACAAUGGUAUUGAUUGUUUAUGGUAUAGAUAGUUUAUAUUGGUAGUUUUCGUGUAAUGAUAUAAAUUUAUUUCUGCUAUGGUAGUUUUUGUGUAAUGGUAUAGAUUUAUUUCUGCAAUGGUAUUGAUAUUUUUCAAAGUGGUAGUGUUUAUCUAAUGGAUUGGUACUGAUUUCGUUUUUUUUCUUUUUGCAGAAAGAUUGAGAAAAAUAUGGAAAGGAAAUCUGGCCGGAGAUUACGGAAGUGAGAGAAAGAGAGAAUUUUAAUUAAUAGAUUUUUGUAACUACUUUAAAUGUAAUUUAUUAAAAAAUAAUUAAUAUAAUUUAUUUUUUUAUACUCAAUUUACCUUUAGUAACCACGGUGAUUUGUAGUAAUCACCGUAACCUGUCCCGCGGAAAAGGAACAGAAAGAGGCAUAAAGGGAGGCAAAGGGUGAAAACGUAAAUGAAGAGAAGAGGUAUCGUGCCGGAACUGGAAGUAAAGAAUCAGACAUUGGGCCCGGAUGGAUCCAGAAAGAUGGAAGCCCGACAAGUGACGAACAAACAAACCAGCUCAUCCUGGCCUGCCACUGCUCUAUCAAAUCUACUGGCGUACACUUCGAAUUUAUUGUCCCCAACCUGUUCUUACAUUUUUAACACUGCCAGAUUGCUUGUUUUACCCCUAGAAGAAUAUUAUUAGGAGACAGUGUUUGUUGCUCGAUUCGAGUUGAGGGAAUCCUAAAUAACGCCAUUUUGAUUUC
Linum trigynum is the source of this 3818-nucleotide messenger RNA. The record is from the annotation of a GenBank genome assembly. NCBI's taxonomy places the organism in Eukaryota, Viridiplantae, Streptophyta, Magnoliopsida, Malpighiales, Linaceae.